Messenger RNA from Plasmodium relictum, 582 nucleotides. The record is from the annotation of a RefSeq genome assembly. NCBI's taxonomy places the organism in Eukaryota, Apicomplexa, Aconoidasida, Haemosporida, Plasmodiidae.
AUGAAUAUAAUAAUAGUAUUAAAUAUUAUUAAUAAUAUAUUUAAUAAUAAAAAAUAUAAAUAUAAUUUUUUUAUUAAAUUAUAUUUAAAUAAUUAUAUUAAAAUAUAUAAAUUAUUAGUAUAUAUAAUAAGAUAUUAUUUUUUAUAUAAUAAAAAUAUUAAUACACAUAUUAAAAAUAAAAGUUUAAUAAAUUUUAGUAAUAAAAAAAUUAGAAUUCAAAAAGGAUUAGGUAAAGCUAGAUUAAAAAAUUUUAAAUCACCUAUAUGUAGACAGGGAUCUUGUAGUUUUGGUCCAAUAUAUAAUGAUAAUAAUUUAAAAAGAAAUAAAUUAGAAUAUAAGUUAGUUUUUAUAUAUUUAUUAUUAAAUAAGCGUAGUAAUAUAAUAAUAAUUAAAUUUGAAUAUCUUAUUAAUAUUUUUGAUAUAUUAUUAAAUAAUAAUAUAAAUUUAAUAAUUGAUAAUAUAUUAUAUUUUAAAGGAAUAUUAAAAAAUUAUUAUAUAUUAAAUUAUAAAAAUAUUAAUUUUAAUAAUAGAAAUAUAAUUUUAAAAUUUAUUAAUUAUGAAUAUAUAAUAUUUUUAAUAUGA